Molecule: messenger RNA, 1666 nt
Organism: Quercus robur (English oak)
Lineage: Eukaryota; Viridiplantae; Streptophyta; Magnoliopsida; Fagales; Fagaceae
Product: calcium/calmodulin-regulated receptor-like kinase 2
Exons: 8
Coding region: 240-1508 (422 amino acids)
Biological process (GO): protein phosphorylation
Molecular function (GO): ATP binding; protein kinase activity
Source: RefSeq, a predicted model, not a curated record
UCUCUCUCUCUCUCUCUCUCUCUCUCUCUACAGUUUCUUUCCUGAACUAGUCUCUCCACUCUCUCUCUCUCCAGUCUUCACUCUUGACCCACAAAAGUAACAACAACAACAAUCAAAAUUGCAAAACAAAUAGCAUCAAAUUUUGUUGGGUUGUUACUUUUUUCAGGUGAUAAGUGAAUCUGUGGCAUUUCUGCCCCAAAAGAUGUUUUCAGAGUCAGAAUUUAAAAAAUGACCAAAGAAUGGUUAAUCAAGCUGGGUUGGUUACCAUCGGCAUCUCAGUUGGUUUGGCCCUUGGAAUUUUGAUAGCUUUUUUGGUAUUCCGUGGCAUAAGGUGGUAUAGAAAGCGAGCUCAUCUUCGCCGAUGUGCAAAUGAGCAUAGUAUACCAAGCACAACCCUUCCCAUACGCACAAAUGGCUUAGGUACAAGCACUGAAUUUAGCGCAUCUCUCACGAAUUCAAUAACCAUUCAGGGAUCAGAACAGCUUCAUAAAAGUUCUCAGCUUUCCUGGUGGAAAAGUCAGAAUAAAGAUGGCAUUGCUUCUCCAUCAGGCAUACUUAGAUACUCUUACAAGGAUAUUCAGAAAGCUACACAGAAUUUCACAACUAUUUUAGGACAAGGGUCAUUUGGUCCUGUCUAUAAAGCAACACUAAACCCAGGAGAAGUAGCUGUGAAGGUGCUUGCUUCUAAUUCCAAACAGGGAGAGAGAGAGUUUCAAACAGAGGUAUCUCUGCUUGGAAGAUUACAUCAUCGGAAUCUUGUGAAUUUGGUAGGAUAUUGUGUAGAUAAAGGACAGCACAUGUUGAUAUAUGAGUUCAUGAGUAAUGGGAGCUUGGCAAACCUUCUAUAUGGUGAAGGAGAACGGAUUUUGAGUUGGGAUGAAAGGCUUCAAAUUGCUUUAGACAUUGCACAUGGGAUUGAGUACCUUCAUGAAGGGGCAGUGCCACCUGUUAUACAUCGUGAUUUGAAGUCUGCUAAUAUAUUAUUAGACCGAUCAAUGAGAGCCAAGGUUGCUGAUUUUGGGUUGUCAAAGGAAGAGGUCUUUGAUGGCCGGAAUUCUGGACUGAAAGGCACAUACGGUUACAUAGACCCAGUGUACGUAUCAACAAACAAUUUCACAAUGAAAAGUGACAUCUACAGUUUUGGCAUUAUCAUCUUUGAACUCAUCACAUCCAUUCACCCCCAACAAAACUUAAUGGAAUAUAUAAAUCUUGCCUCUAUGAGUCAUGAUGGUGUUGAUGAAAUACUUGAUAAGAAGCUUGCUGGAGAAUGCAAUGUUGACGAAGUGAGGGGGCUUGCGAGUAUUGCGCACAAAUGCCUGCACAAAUUACCGAGAAAGAGACCUUCAAUAGCAGAAGUUUCACAAGCUAUAUUGAAGUUAAAACAGAGGCGCCUUGCUAAAGUAGAUACCAUGUCUUUUGCAAGCUGUGAUUUUUCACGAGCAGUGAGCCGAAUAGAGGAUCAGCAAGUGGAGUUAAGGAAGAUGGCCAGCUUGAAGGAGAGUGAGUGAAUGACCAACAAAGCUUCUUUUUACUCCCCCCCUCCCCUCUCUUUCUCUAUCGUUCAAAUCCUCUCCCCUUUGGCUGUUCCUCGAGUAAUACUAAUGCUACCAUUUAGUACGCAUAGUCGAACAAAAGGUAACUGAAUCAAUGAGCUACUUUUGCAAAA